UUACAGUGUGGGUUUAUAAAACAGCAGACGAGGGGGAGUGUCCCUACAAAGAGGGAGCAGGGAGGAGAAACGUCAGACAAGGAUAGGGAGAGUGACUGAGAGGAUAGAGAGCGUCUGAGAGAGAGGGUCCGCAUGCAGGACAGAGUGAUAAAACAGCAGGCAGACGCUGGAGAUAUUUUUUUUUUUACUUCCACCACAACUGCUACAGCAGAAGAGAUGCUUAUGUGAGGAGAGCAAGUGAUUGUGCAUAGUAAGCAGAAGUGGUCUUCAUUUCUAUAGAUAAAAGAAGGAAUUGAUGAGUUGCUGCAUCUUAGAGUGUCCUGUCAUGGAUGACUCUAGGGAACCUACUGAAUAGAUCUCAGCGCUGCAUCAUGGUUCAGCAAAGAACCCACAAAUACUUGUCAGUCAUGGACAGCAAUUCUACCAGAGAGGUGUUUGUGGGACUGGCCGCAGAAGACGAUGCUGAGGUGUUUGGAGAAGUACCUUCUAACAAAGAUCCCAACUGGUGCAAAACUCCAACUGGGCACAUCAAAAGACCAAUGAACGCUUUUAUGGUCUGGUCCCAGAUUGAGAGACGGAAGAUUAUGGAACAGUGGCCUGACAUGCACAAUGCUGAGAUUUCAAAGCGCCUCGGAAAGCGCUGGAAACUACUGCCCGAUUAUGAGAAGAUACCCUUCAUCAAAGAGGCCGAAAGAUUGCGCCUAAAGCACAUGGCUGACUAUCCUGACUACAAGUACCGGCCCAGGAAAAAGAGCAAGUGCUCUACCCCUGUGAAACUUGGCGAGAAGUUGCCUAUGAAAUCCAGCAAGCCCCAUUCAGGAAGAUCUAGUGGGCUCUCCUGCAAAGGGCUAAAGAUCAAACCUGCUUCUACCAAGCAUAAAAUGAACUUCAAUGGCAAUAAAUACAAGAGCUACAGCGAGAGCAUGAGUGAUGACGACACGAUGGAUGUAAACUUAGAAAGUCCAGUGACUCUGCAAGACGAUCACAACCCGUCAAGUCACUUUGUUCUUCACCAGCAGGCCACCGUUCCCUCUGAGGACCAGCAACCAGUUCCUGAGCUCAGAGUGAAAGUGCCCAUCUCUCAAACCAGCAGCAUCCAGAGUCUCUCCUCAGACAGUGAGUGCCAGGCUCCCCCGGAUUCCACGAUGAGCGAGCCACAAGGGUCGACAUCUGGAAGAUCCUCCACACCGACCUCAACCAGCUCCUCCUCUUUGGUGUCAUCAGCCUGUUCAGAUGAGGAACUGGACGAGGAACUCUUGCAUAUCAUUUCUAAUAGUAUGCCUAUGGACUGUUCUGCUCUGGACAAGGACUUUGAAGCAUUUCAUGCCAACUCAGGAUCCCAUUUUGACUUCCCAGAUUACUGCACUCCAGAGGUGAAUGAAAUGAUUUCUGGGGACUUGCUUGUGCCCAGUAUCUCAGACCUAGUGUUCACCUACUGAAGUUGAGCCCUUUGUAAUGUGGUCAUGCCUGCAUAGCUGCCAAUUCUAAAAUAUUUUGUCCAUAUUGUACUUGGACAAUUCCUUUUUCCAUGUGUUUAUUUUUCUCAAUGAAUCCCGUAAGUGCUAUUGCUUUACUUUCCAAGCAUGUCACAUCUUGUUGGUUUAGCUAACAGACACACAGGGCUUUGCAGAGCUGUUCAAGAGAGUAAGACAUUCAGAUCUUGUUCAACACUUCAGCGGAAGCUUGGUGUAUUU
This is a messenger RNA of Rhinichthys klamathensis goyatoka, 1694 nucleotides long. RefSeq names its product SRY-box transcription factor 12 (gene sox12). The record is from RefSeq and is a predicted model, not a curated record. Gene Ontology annotation, molecular function: RNA polymerase II cis-regulatory region sequence-specific DNA binding; DNA-binding transcription factor activity, RNA polymerase II-specific. The transcript has 2 exons. The coding region runs from base 330 to 1439 and encodes 369 amino acids. NCBI's taxonomy places the organism in Eukaryota, Metazoa, Chordata, Actinopteri, Cypriniformes, Leuciscidae. Gene Ontology annotation, biological process: cell differentiation; anatomical structure morphogenesis; regulation of DNA-templated transcription.